Molecule: messenger RNA, 1812 nt
Organism: Athene cunicularia (burrowing owl)
Lineage: Eukaryota; Metazoa; Chordata; Aves; Strigiformes; Strigidae
Gene: TBC1D22B
Product: TBC1 domain family member 22B
Exons: 13
Coding region: 17-1540 (507 amino acids)
Biological process (GO): activation of GTPase activity
Molecular function (GO): GTPase activator activity
Source: RefSeq, a predicted model, not a curated record
GCCCCUCCCUUCCGCCAUGGCGGCCGAGAGCGGCAGGCAGUUCUGGAAGCGGAGCGCCAAGCUGCCGGGCAGCAUUCAGCCUGUGUAUGGAGCACAGCAUCCUCCGCUGGAUCCCCGGCUCACCAAAAACUUCAUCAAGGACCGCUCCAAGGCCAACGCGCUGCCUAUGAAAAGCAAGAAGGCCUCCAGCUUUCACGAGUUUGCCCGCAAUACCAGCGAUGCCUGGGACAUCGGUGAUGAUGAAGAUGAGGACUUCUCUUCUUCCUCUUCUUCUUUGCAAACUCUGAACUCUAAAGUGGCCAAGGCCACGGCAGCCCAAGUUCUGGAGAACCACAGCAAGCUGCGGGCAAAACCCGAGCGGGCCCAGUCCACUCUCAACGAUGUGCCCAGCAACUGCAAGGUCAUCAAGUCCAGCAGCGAGGCCCAGCUCUCCAGGACAGCUGAGGAGGCCUGUGUGCGGACCCCCCUUCAGAAGCAGCAGUCCCUUCCCCUUCGGCCCGUCAUUCCGCUCGUCGCCCGAAUCUCUGACCAAAACGCUUCGGGUGCUCCUCCCAUGACUGUGAGGGAGAAAACCCGCCUGGAGAAGUUUCGGCAGCUCCUUUCCAGCCACAACACGGAUCUGGAUGAGCUGAGGAAAUGCAGCUGGCCCGGUGUGCCCAGAGAGGUCCGGCCCGUGACGUGGCGUCUCCUCUCAGGUUAUCUCCCUGCAAACAUGGAGCGGCGAAAGCUGACCCUGCAGCGCAAGCGGGAGGAAUAUUUUGGCUUCAUCCAGCAGUAUUAUGAUUCCCGGAACGAGGAGCACCAUCAAGACACCUACCGACAGAUCCACAUCGACAUUCCAAGGACCAACCCACUCAUCCCCCUCUUCCAGCAGCCACUCGUCCAGGAGAUCUUUGAGAGAAUCCUGUUUAUCUGGGCCAUUCGACACCCAGCCAGCGGCUAUGUGCAGGGAAUCAAUGACCUGGUCACUCCGUUCUUUGUUGUGUUCCUCUCUGAGUAUGUUGAGGAAGACGUGGAGAACUUUGAUGUGACAAACCUGUCACAGGAUGUUUUACGGAGCAUCGAAGCCGAUAGCUUCUGGUGCAUGAGCAAGCUGCUGGACGGGAUACAGGAUAACUACACUUUUGCACAGCCAGGGAUCCAGAAGAAAGUUAAAGCACUGGAGGAGCUGGUCAGCCGGAUCGAUGAGCAGGUACAUAAUCACUUUAGGAAGUACGAGGUCGAAUACCUGCAGUUUGCCUUUCGCUGGAUGAACAAUCUGCUUAUGAGGGAGCUGCCGCUUCGCUGCACCAUCCGCCUCUGGGACACCUACCAGUCGGAGCCAGAAGGGUUCUCCCAUUUCCACCUGUACGUCUGCGCCGCCUUCUUGAUCAAGUGGCGGAAGGAGAUCCUAGAUGAGGAAGACUUCCAAGGCCUUCUGAUGUUGUUACAAAACCUGCCCACGAUACACUGGGGUAACGAAGAAAUUGGACUCCUGCUCGCAGAAGCCUACAGACUCAAGUACAUGUUUGCAGAUGCCCCCAAUCAUUACCGCCGAUAGGUGCCAGGGCACGACUCCCUCCUCUGCCCCGUGCCCACCCCCUUGUCCUGGCCCGAUCUGAUCACUGUGGCAUUUUUGUCAUCCCAAGUCCUCGGACACUCCGGCCGGGAGCUGCUCCUCGCUGUACAAAGCUCACAUCGACUCUUGUCUUAACUCUUUAACGCGUGCCUGUCUGCCCCUCCCUGCGCCUGGAUGUGCCACUCCAACCACCGUCAGUAUUUCACACCGGGCUGGCAGCUCGAGCCGGGCCCAGAGGCUUGAAGGGGCUCGGG